Messenger RNA from Hemiscyllium ocellatum (epaulette shark), 750 nucleotides. It is a transcript of the gene hmx4, whose product is annotated as H6 family homeobox 4. Gene Ontology annotation, cellular component: nucleus. Gene Ontology annotation, molecular function: DNA-binding transcription factor activity, RNA polymerase II-specific; RNA polymerase II transcription regulatory region sequence-specific DNA binding. The transcript is spliced from 2 exons. The record is from RefSeq and is a predicted model, not a curated record. Bases 1 to 750 code for a protein of 249 amino acids. NCBI's taxonomy places the organism in Eukaryota, Metazoa, Chordata, Chondrichthyes, Orectolobiformes, Hemiscylliidae. Gene Ontology annotation, biological process: regulation of transcription by RNA polymerase II.
AUGGACAAGGAAGGGGGCUUCCAGUGUCAGCCUCUGUCCCUGACAUUUACCAUCGACAGCAUUCUGAAAGCCAGCCCCAGAUGCAAAGAGCUGAGGCACGAUCGUGCGAAGCAGCAAGUCACGCCGGCGUUAGAAUUCAAAUCACGGCAUGAAGCGGCCAGGGCGGAUGUGAGACAGGGCAAGGACCGCAGGAAAACAGGUCAAGAGACGAUGAACGGCGGCUAUCUCACCUCCUCCUCCUCGCUCGAAUUCACCACCGACGGCAACCAUUCCGUCACAAGUCCGGAAUCUUACGAAUCGUUCGAAACGGCGGAUCACAGCGACGAUGCCGGUCGAGUCAAACCCAGCAAGAAAGCCAAAGCGCUCGCCAAAAAGAAGACGCGCACGAUAUUUUCCAAGAGCCAGAUCUUCCAGCUCGAGUCGACGUUUGACAUGAAGCGGUACCUGAGCAGCGCCGAGCGCGCUUGCUUGGCGAACUCUCUGCAACUCACCGAGACCCAGGUGAAGAUCUGGUUUCAGAACCGCAGGAAUAAACUAAAAAGGCAACUGUCCGCCGAGUUGGAGGUCACAAGCGCCCCCGAACCUGCCCCCAAGAUAGUCCAGAUGCCAGCAAUGUACAAAGAGAGCAGCUUCCUGCGGAGAUGUUUGUUACCAGUGUCUUUCCCUGUUCUGUAUCCCGGGAGCAGCACGCCUUACCUUUGUCUCCCUGACGCCCGCAAAUAUGUCCAUGUCCUGGACGCGGACGUAUAA